Messenger RNA from Oreochromis niloticus (Nile tilapia), 5804 nucleotides. RefSeq names its product recombination signal binding protein for immunoglobulin kappa J region b (gene rbpjb). Gene Ontology annotation, biological process: regulation of transcription by RNA polymerase II. Gene Ontology annotation, cellular component: nucleus. The record is from RefSeq and is a predicted model, not a curated record. The transcript has 11 exons. Bases 213 to 1685 code for a protein of 490 amino acids. NCBI's taxonomy places the organism in Eukaryota, Metazoa, Chordata, Actinopteri, Cichliformes, Cichlidae. Gene Ontology annotation, molecular function: RNA polymerase II cis-regulatory region sequence-specific DNA binding; DNA-binding transcription activator activity, RNA polymerase II-specific.
GUGUGUGUGUGAGAGAGAGAGAGUGUGUAUGUGUUGCUGUUACCCGCCGCCUCCCCUUUUUUUCUCUCCGUCUUCCUCACCCACCCCCUUUUCUCUCCGUCUCCCUCGUCCCUACACCUCCAGUCCUGCUCCUGUUGUCUCGGCGGAUUGUUGGGCUGUGGGAGAGAAGGGGAUAUCGCGAGUAUUGGAGUUUUGGUGAGAGUUUGUGGAAGAUGGCGCCUGUUGUGACAGGGAAGUUCGGGGAGCACCCUCAGCCACAGCGCCUAACAAGAGAAGCGAUGAGGAAUUACCUGAAGGAGCGAGGAGACCAAACUGUCAUGAUCCUACACGCAAAAGUUGCACAGAAAUCCUAUGGCAAUGAGAAAAGGUUCUUCUGCCCUCCUCCCUGUGUGUACCUGAUGGGCAGCGGCUGGAAGAAAAAGAAGGACCAGAUGGAGCGAGACGGCUGCUCCGACCAGGAGUCGCAGCCUUGCGCCUUCAUCGGCAUCGGCAACAGCGACCAAGAAAUGCAACAGCUCAACUUAGAGGGAAAGAAUUAUUGCACAGCCAAAACCUUGUACAUAUCCGACUCUGACAAGAGAAAGCACUUCAUGUUGUCUGUCAAGAUGUUCUACGGCAACAGCGCGGACAUCGGCGUCUUCCUCAGCAAGAGGAUCAAAGUCAUCUCCAAGCCCUCCAAAAAGAAGCAGUCCCUCAAAAAUGCUGACUUGUGCAUUGCAUCAGGGACCAAGGUGGCACUGUUCAACCGACUGCGCUCCCAAACAGUCAGCACGCGGUAUCUACACGUGGAGGGUGGCAACUUUCACGCCAGCUCCCAACAGUGGGGCGCUUUCUACAUCCACCUGUUGGACGAUGAGGAGUCAGAAGGGGAGGAGUUCACUGUGAGAGACGGUUAUAUCCACUACGGCCAGACGGUCAAGCUGGUCUGCUCUGUGACCGGCAUGGCCCUGCCCAGACUGAUCAUCCGGAAGGUGGACAAGCAGACGGCGCUGCUGGACGCCGAUGACCCCGUCUCCCAGCUCCACAAGUGUGCCUUCUACCUGAAGGACACAGAGCGCAUGUACCUGUGCCUUUCCCAAGAAAGGAUCAUCCAGUUUCAAGCCACUCCAUGCCCAAAGGAACCAAACAAGGAGAUGAUCAACGACGGCGCCUCCUGGACAAUCAUCAGCACAGACAAGGCCGAAUACACCUUCUACGAGGGCAUGGGCCCCGUCCACUCGCCUGUCACCCCGGUGCCUGUGGUGGAGAGCUUACAGCUAAACGGCGGCGGGGAUGUCGCCAUGCUGGAGCUGACGGGACAGAACUUCACUCCAAAUCUGCGGGUCUGGUUCGGAGACGUUGAGGCUGAGACCAUGUACAGGUGCGCCGAGAGCAUGCUGUGCGUGGUGCCCGAUAUCUCCGCCUUCCGCGAGGGCUGGCGCUGGGUGCGGCAGCCCGUCCAGGUGCCCGUAACGUUGGUGAGGAACGACGGCAUCAUCUACUCCACCACACUGACCUUCACCUACACGCCAGAGCCCGGACCGAGGCCACACUGCAGCGCCGCCGGCGCCAUCCUGCGGGCCAGCAACUCGAGCCUGCUCAGCAACAGCAGCCAGGAGGCCGGCUCCAGCGUCUACGGCUCCAACAGCACUUCCAACGCAGGAGUCACGUCUUCUUCCUCCACCGCCGCAGCCGUGGUCUCCUAACGCACACAUGGGGGGGGGGCACUCAUACAAUAUGCCUUGAGAGCAAAUAUACCCUGAGGUAUAUGAAGACUAUAGGAAAUAAACAAAACUGACUCACUCUAAAAGUGCUGCGUUCAUUUUGGAUACAAAGAAGCUGCAAAGGAAAACAAAACAAAAGAAUCGGUGGGACAGAGGAGCCCUACGCAGGGGGAAAUCUGAAGGAGUGACAUCACAACGUUGUCAGCUGAUGGGAAUAAACGUAUAUAAAGUGCUCCUUGACACUCCUCCCCACCCCAGCCCCCCACUCUCUUCUCCUGUGGUUACUUUAGGGACCCGCCUGUCCAGUUCUGGUGUUGGGAAUGAGUGAAUUCCUGCAGGCUCAGAGCACCAGCACCUUUCUACGGCUGUGAGGACGGAAACCACAACAACAGUACAUCCACUGCGUGCAUCCCACCUCCCCUUUAUCCUCCCCACUCCGUUUUUAUUUUAUUUUGUAAUUAUUCCUUUUUGUUUCUCACAUUCACGUCUGAAACCCUUAUCAGGGGUGGGGGCGGAGGUGGUUUGGAUGUGUUGUUGUUGGAGGGAGUGCAAGGAUGCAGAGGGACACACAUAAAACGUGACGAUAACAUAGUUUUUAUGGACCAAGGAUCUUGUAUAAGCUUUAGUAAAGGUACAUUUUUCUCCAUACCUUUUUUGUAUUAAACAUAUAGUACACUUUUGUUACCAAAUAGUUUCUAUUCUUCCUCUGAGCUUGGGCUUUGUUUUUUAUUUUUAUUUUUUUCUCCCCUUGGAGGUCCAAAAUCCCAACCUGUAUGUUAUUGUGACCUUACUUCAAAAGCCUUUUUUUUUUUUUUUUUUUGGUUUCAUUUUGAUAUACUUGCUUCUUCUUUUUGGGGAAAAGUCUGAAGUCUUGGUUUUGUUUUGUUUUUUUUCUUAGAUUUUACAUAAGCAAAGGUCUUUUUUUUUUUUCUUUUUUUUCCCUUUUGAAAUUGGGGACAAACCUCAGAGGGCCUAUUUUUUAUCAUUGGUUUUUAAUGAAGUCUUUAAAAAAAAAAAAAAGAAAAGCUUUAAGCAACGCCUCUGCCUUGCCUGCAAUACUCUGUGUGCGCUGUGUCUCCUGGAAAGUAUACACAUCAGUACAUGUCACACGGAGCCAUAGCAACAUCUGCAGAACAUGAAAGCGGUCUUCUGCGAGAGCAAAUCCGUCUGCCGCUUUCAAACUAAUGUACCGAGCGUAGUCUUCGACUUCAAAGGAUAGCCUUAGUACUGUAUAUUCUUACUGUGUACACAGGUAAGCCAGUCACAUAUCUGAUAAUAUCCUUUAUCUGUCACUGCUAACGUAUCCAAUAAUGUAGUGUCUCAAAACUUGCACCUAGCAAAGGUGUCUUCCAGUCCGUGCUGUAGUUCUGGUGGCAUUUAUCUCCAAAAAAAGAAAAAGGAAAAAAACAAACAAAAAAAAAACAACAGAGGGGGGGAAAAAAGACACUUUUCGAUUUGAUGUGGCCUUACUGAAAACUUCAAAUAGAAGAAGAAGAAAAAAAACACUUCAGUUUUCUUAUAUGCUGUUUACUCACCUUGGGAGAACCUGUGCAUAGCACAAAAGCAAGCUGACGCCUCGCUUCUCUGCUGUUUGGAGCUCAUCGCCGCAGCUCUCCAACCACCUUCCCCAUGCAGAGCAGCCUUCUGAAGGGAGCCUUCAUUCCCAGUGUACAAGUACAAUAACCCACUUUUUUUUUUUUUUUUUUUUUAAAAACUCCCACGCUGGUGACGGGCACCUUCUCACUUUUUGGUACAAUGUCUCACGAGCGCUGUAAGCUCUUUUUCAGCCUUCUUCUUCUUCUUUGGUUUUUCUCAAAAAAAAAAACAGUCCUGUGGUUUAAUGUGUUGGCAGAACAAGCGUGUGUACAUUGUGAACUCACUGUCCGAGUAGUUGCACUCAUACAUGUUCGAUGGCGAGACCUGUAGGAGUUAUAAAGGCCUUUUAAAUGUGUAUUACUGAAAAUGUGCAUUUCCAAAACAUAACAGCAAUAUUGUACAGGUCAUCUCAUCAGUUUUUGUUUUCGUUUCGGGUUUUGUCCGCCUGAGCACUAGUUCACCAGCCAGCAAAUAUGUGUAUGUGUGCGUGUGGGUGUGUGUUUCAUAUACAGUUGCUGUAAUCGGUGUAUUGAGUCAGACUCGCUCCGCAUCCUCUCCGAGAAAAAGGAAAAAAACAACUUUUAUCAGUGUUUUUUUUUUUUUUUUUUUUUUAAAUGUCUUCCACCGGGAUCUAAACGUCUGAUAAAUGUGGAUAAAACAUUCAAAGGCAAUACUUGUGAUCGCAGUAUAACAGUACAACUGUAUACAAAGAACAAUACUGUGACUUGAAUGUGUGCUUAAUGAAGUAUUUCAGUUUUUCUUAUUCGCGCCCUCGAAACAGGAGCACACAGACUCGUUUGGCCCCCCCGCCCACGUUUCCAUGUAAAAAAAAUAAAAUAAAAUGAUUAAAAAUAAAAAUAUUAAUAAGAGAAAAGUUUAAAUUAUGCCCCUCCCCCUUCUCCCCCCCCAUUUUGCCGUUCUUGCCCACCUGUGUGUCGUUAAUGUUAAAUGUUUUAUAUUGUAAUAUUGAUAUUUUUUAAAUUAUUGGUACAAAGUUCCCCUUGUCUUAUGUCCACACACGAAAAAAGAAAUAAAAACGAAAAAAAAAAAAAACUAGAAAAGUGCAUUAUUGGCCGUGCUGCCUGAGUCUGGCCGCUUCCUGUUUGUCCUGGAAACGUGGAGGAAGUCGAAGAAGGUGCUGCAGCGGCCGCGUAGCAUCAAAAACCCAACAUUUGGCGCUUCUUCUUCUGCAGCGUGUCGAGCUGCAGGUUGACCCCUCCCCGCCCCAAAGCCCUUUACUCUGCAGGAUGGAGGUCACGAAAUCUGAACUGUAGAUUUUUAACUUCUUUUCUUUGUCUUCGAGCUCUAAAUUCAGCGUCUGCAUAGCAUCGCCUCCACCGCUUUAGGCUAACCGCCCGUCCUCCUCCUCCUUCCCCUUUGGCUACAGAGCAGCUUCGCCGCUUUUGUUGUAAACUAACACACACAAAAAAGGGGUGAUGCACGCUUUUCUCCGAAAAUGUGUCGCCUUGACAAUCCGAGCUGGUUUACAGUUUUAUUGUUAUUUUUUUUUUCCCUCUUAAAACAUCUGGAGUUUUAAGGGACAAAGGGAGGAUACAGCGUAACCAGAUAAGAGGGGUCAUUUAAAAAAUAAAAUAAAAAAAAAAAAAUGUUACAUGCCUUUAAAGAAAAAACAAAACUGUCGAUAAAGCUUUUUAACGAGGAAAAAAAGCAACAAACCACCAUCUCAUUGUUUGUUUUACAGAUCUUUUUCACUUUGUGUGUUUGUGUGUAUGUCUGGUCAUUAUUUGUUUUACACCUCCAAAAGCAGCUGUUUUUGUUUUGUUUUUUUAAUAAUGAGCUCUGAACAAUGUAUGUAUCCUCUAAUAUGCCAAAUGUCUUUUAUAAUGUAGUUUUCAUGCACUGCUAAACAAAAACAGGGCAGAGUGAGAGGCAGCUUUAAACAGAUUUUUGUUUUUGUGUUUAAGAAAAAAAGUUUUAAAAAAAGGAGUGUGGAGCCCUUUCUCUGUCGCACUCAGCCUUACUUCUCCUCAAGACUUAUUCGGCUGUUUGCACUACAGAGCGCUAACUUUUCUAUUUCUCUCACACGUUUCAUCCUCACUCACAUUUUCCUCGCCUUUUAUUUUCUUCUUUUCCCACCUUUUAACACGCAGCCUGUUGUGCUUAGCUUGCAGAUCACCUUUUAUUUAUCAUUUCCUCUUCUUCCUCACACCCCUCCACUAUCUUCCACUUCUCUCACUGUAUCUGUGUAUUAUUCUAGUAAAAAUGGUAAGCAGAGGUGUCAUUGUGGUAGUAUACUCAGUGCUCAAAGGGUUGCUGAUGGUAGAAACCUGUGCCGUUUGUAACAUUUUAGCAAUAACGUCAAAAACAAAGGGGACGGUUCUUUUUUUGUUUUGUUUUUUAUAACAUAACGUUAGUUUGUUUUUUGUACAUAUUGCAGCUCCAGAUCAUUGCUCAAAUCUGUAUGUCAUUAAAAGAAGAAAAAAAAAUGAGAAAAAAACUUGCAAUAUUGGCAUAAAAAUGAGAAAUAAAAAAAGUGAUGUAAAA